This is a messenger RNA of Exophiala viscosa, 1062 nucleotides long. Its product is annotated as guanine nucleotide-binding protein subunit alpha. The coding region runs from base 1 to 1062 and encodes 353 amino acids. Gene Ontology annotation, biological process: G protein-coupled receptor signaling pathway. The record is from RefSeq and is a predicted model, not a curated record. The transcript is spliced from 5 exons. NCBI's taxonomy places the organism in Eukaryota, Fungi, Ascomycota, Eurotiomycetes, Chaetothyriales, Herpotrichiellaceae. Gene Ontology annotation, molecular function: G-protein beta/gamma-subunit complex binding; GTP binding; GTPase activity. Gene Ontology annotation, cellular component: heterotrimeric G-protein complex.
AUGGGGUGUGGUGCGAGUAAAGAAGAUACGGCCGGCAAGGCAAGGAACGAUGAAAUUGAGAAUCAGCUGAAAAGAGACAAGAUGGCGCAACGGAACGAGAUCAAGAUGCUCUUGCUCGGCGCCGGUGAAUCUGGAAAAUCCACAAUCCUCAAGCAGAUGAAGCUCAUACACGAGGGAGGAUAUUCGCGGGACGAACGCGAAUCUUUCAAAGAAAUCAUCUUUUCCAACACAGUCCAGUCGAUGCGCGUAAUACUAGAGGCUAUGGAAUCACUGGAGCUUCCUCUCGACGAUCAACGUGCAGAAUACCACGUUCAAACAAUAUUCAUGCAACCACCGCAAAUAGAAGGAGACAGUCUUCCUCCUGAGGUUGGCGCAGCCAUCAAAGCUCUGUGGCAAGAUGUUGGCGUUCAAGAAUGUUUCAAACGGUCGAGAGAAUAUCAAUUGAACGAUUCUGCAAGAUACUACUUUGACUCGAUCGACCGUAUCGCUGCGCAUGAUUACCUACCCAACGACCAAGACGUCCUUCGAUCUCGAGUCAAGACGACGGGUAUCACAGAAACGACGUUCAUUAUCCAAGAUUUGACAUAUCGUAUGUUCGAUGUCGGUGGCCAACGGUCAGAACGAAAGAAGUGGAUUCAUUGCUUUGAAAAUGUCACAACAAUUCUGUUCUUGGUCGCCAUCUCGGAAUAUGAUCAAUUGCUCUUCGAAGAUGAGACAGUCAACCGAAUGCAAGAAGCGCUCACACUUUUCGACAGUAUUUGCAACUCCAGAUGGUUUAUCAAGACAAGUAUCAUUUUGUUUUUGAACAAGAUCGACAGGUUUAAGGAGAAGCUUCCAGUCAGCCCAAUGCAGAACUACUUCCCGGACUACGAAGGUGGACCGGAUUAUGCCGCGGCUUGUGAUUAUAUCUUGAACCGAUUCGUGUCGCUCAAUCAAGCCGAAACAAAACAAAUCUACACCCAUUUCACCUGUGCGACCGAUACCACUCAAAUACGGUUCGUCAUGGGUGCUGUCAAUGAUAUUAUCAUUCAGGAGAACCUCCGAAUGUGCGGUCUCAUAUGA